Gallus gallus (chicken) is the source of this 2550-nucleotide messenger RNA. RefSeq names its product chemokine-like receptor 1-like (gene CXCR9). NCBI's taxonomy places the organism in Eukaryota, Metazoa, Chordata, Aves, Galliformes, Phasianidae. The record is from RefSeq and is a predicted model, not a curated record. Gene Ontology annotation, cellular component: plasma membrane. Gene Ontology annotation, biological process: complement receptor mediated signaling pathway; phospholipase C-activating G protein-coupled receptor signaling pathway; positive regulation of cytosolic calcium ion concentration. Gene Ontology annotation, molecular function: N-formyl peptide receptor activity; complement receptor activity. The transcript has 2 exons. Bases 565 to 1650 code for a protein of 361 amino acids.
CCCGCCAGCUCAGCUCCCCUGAGCCUCCUUGGCAGCCCUGGAGGUGCUCCCCGCUGCCCUGGUGGCGGGGCUGCUGGCCGGGGCAAUGCGCUGAGCCCAGCGGGUCCGCUGUGCGUGGUACUCGGCCACGGUGUGGGCUGGGAGCGCUGCCUGCGGGAGCAGAGCCUGCACUGAUCUCUGUGCAGAGGGCAGCCCUGGCGCACUGUGGGGUGUCCUGGUGCCUUGCAGGAAUGUUUCGGCCCCGGAAGGAUGAGGCUUGCAGGCAGCAGUAGCGCUGCAAGGUGUGCUUCAAACCCAAGUAGGCAGUUGGGUUUGACCAACCUGACCCGAGAGACCACAGACAGAGCUUCAGGGGUUAAAUCAGCGUGCUGUAAAUUGAGGAACGGAGUUAUGGAAUAAGCAGUCCCGGUAAAUUCCUUGUGAUCCCAAGUGAUGGAAAAGCAGUGUGUGCACUGUGAGUCACGGCGGUGAGGAGCAGCGUCUCAAAGCGCAGUGGGGCUGCAGUGCGUGGGGCUGCGGGCACAGUGGGAGCAGUGCAGCGCUGCGGACCCCAGCUUGCUGGCAAUGGAGAGCGUCUCUUCUUCUCCAUCACCCUUCCCUGACAGCUCCCCAUCCGUGCCUUCUGGGAAUGCCACAGCCCACGACCAUUACUCCGGCCUCCAGAAGAGCCUGCAUGUCCUCUCCAUGGUGGUGUACAGCAUUGCCUGUGUGCUGGGGGUGACGGGGAACGGCCUCGUCAUCUGGAUUGCAGGCUUCAAGAUGAAGAAGACGGUGAACUCAGUGUGGUUCCUCAACCUGGCCAUCGCCGACUUCAUCUUCACCUUUUUCCUGCCCCUCAGCAUUGCCUACACCGCUCUGGACUUCCACUGGCCCUUUGGGAAGCUGCUGUGCAAGCUGAACAGCACCAUCGCCUUCCUUAACAUGUUCGCCAGUGUCUUCCUCCUGAUGGUCAUCAGCGUGGACCGCUGUGUGUCCGUGGCCUUCCCCGUGUGGUCCCACAACCGCAGGAGCCCAGAGCUGGCGGCCAGGGUCGCACUGGGGACGUGGGGCAUGGCUGUCCUGCUCAGCUCCCCAUACCUCAUUUUUCGUGACACCGCGGUCAGUUCCCGUAACAUCACCAGCUGCUAUAACAACUUUGCGCUGUCUGAUGACUACACGGCCGAGGAGACACGGAGGCUGUGGAGGAUGCGGCACAAAGCGAUGAUCAUAACACGGUUCUUAUGUGGGUUCCUCAUCCCCUUCACGGUGAUUCUUAUCUGCUACAGCAUUGUUGCUGUCAAGCUGAAAAGAAGGCAGCUAGCCAGCUCUGCAAAGCCAUACAGAAUUAUCAUUGCCGUCACAGUCUCAUUCUUCCUCUGUUAUUUCCCCUAUCAUGUCUUCUCCUUGCUAGAAAUAUCUCAAAACUCUUCCAGUCAUGAGAUGAAAAUGGCCCUUUACAUAGGAAUUCCCUUGGUUUCCAGCCUCGCUUUCUUCAACAGCUGCAUAAACCCCAUCCUGUACGUCUUUGUGGGGCCAGAUUUCAAGGAGAAGUUUUGCCAGUCCAUCCUGUCGACCUUUGAAGGGGCCUUCACUGAGGAGUCAAUGCUGGGCAGCCUGAGCAGCAGGAGGAAGUCCAGGUCUGCCUCGGAAGCAGAAGUCCCAAGGCUCUGAGUGGGCAUGGUUCAGCAUGGGCACCACUGCAGGGCAGUUUUCUCUCUCUCUUCUCUCUUUCUUCUUCUCUCUUCUCUUCUCUUUUUUUUCCUGCUGAUUUGUCACAACAUCCCAUUUUUAGCUGGCAACCCUUUGUAAAUGUCACUGAGUCUGUGACUUUGCUGACAGGGCUCCCUUUAUUUUCCCUUCUCUCCAGCGUCCUUCAGCCAUGAGAGCAGCCUCUGAGCCCAGCAGGGUCACCUUGUAGGCACCUGAGUCUGCAUCACCACUGGGUUCACCCCCAGGGCAUUCCUAAAUGGCAAGUUAGCUGCUGAGAGGAUGUGUUCUCUGCACUUGGCAGGCUUACCUGGCAGCCAGUCUUUGCUGGGAUGCAAAAAUUCUGGGGUUCCACCAGGGGGCAAAAUUGGAUGCAGGCGUGCUGGCAGCAUGCGCAGCUGGCACUUCAGCUGACCAAGAGGAUGGAGGGAAGAGCCGCUUCAUAAAUCCCUUAUAAUUAAAUCAGUAAAGAAAAUACAUAUUUUCCUGUGCAUCAUACCAGUCUGGCACGUGGGCUGCUAAAUUUUAAGUAGAAAAUGAUUAAAUUAAAAAAAAAAGCAGCAUGAACAUGCAGUGGGAUCUGUCUGGAGGCACUUUUGCAAAUGCAACUUUUAAAGAAAUAGGAUUAAAUGAGAUGGUUAUGUGUAUUUUUGUAGGGUCUGGGCUAGCUUCAUCCUUUCCCUCCCGAGACAAGGUAUUGGUUGUGUGCCACUUACUCAGCCUUGGUGUUCAGCAUAACUGUUCCAGAGCAAUGCUACUCCACGUCUGUGUUUGACCUGCUUCUGGCCCUUGUAUAGCUGAAAUGUCUCAUUUUGUACUGUUGGUGAAUGAAUAUCAAACUCUAUUAAACUUGUUUAAAACAUA